Messenger RNA from Cladocopium goreaui, 863 nucleotides. The record is from the annotation of a GenBank genome assembly. NCBI's taxonomy places the organism in Eukaryota, Dinophyceae, Suessiales, Symbiodiniaceae.
GAAAGCAAGACGCCAUGAAGCUGGCGAACGAAAAGCUCCUGAAGCACCUCUGUGGGAAGGGUGACUUCCUGCAGAGCAAGAGACGCUGCCUCGUUGUGCAUGAGACCUUCUUCUGUUUGGCCAACUGCACAGGUUGCCAGAAACUCCAUGCGAAGGGCCGAGAGUGGAAGGUGAAGGACAUUUGGGUGGAAAUCUUUGAAGCCGAUCACUCUUUCGGCACCCAGGAUGACUGUGCGGGUCUUGGCGUUCUUGUCCAUGCGGUGGCAAAUCAACAGCACGUGCUCACGGAGGAGUUUUACUUCGAAGCCGCCGACUUCUUGUGGAAGGUGCUCUCGGACGCCGGCGAGCUGCCUGAGGCUUUGACUGAGCUGGAGGGGAAGGAGCUAAAAGAGGAAAAGUGCAUCCGCCUUUGCGAGUUGCUGGACGUCAUCGCUGCCAGCGCUGGGAUCAGAUCCUACUACCGUGCCAUGGGGCUUCCCAUGCCGCAGCUGCCAGUGGCGGAGGCGGAUCAGACGCCGCACUUUCGUCGCGUCACGGAGAUUUGCUCCAGCGGUCUGCAGUGGGAUCCGGCCGUCGCUUGGGCGCCACGACUGCAGGGCCAAGAUGUCAACCUGGAAGUCUACAAAACGUUGGGCAUGGAGAGGAGCCCAGUGAUGGCUGGCAUGAGCCGGCCAGAUAAUCCCAACAGCAAGUGGGAGGGAGCGUUGACGACAGCUUACCAUUGGUUCCAUUGGAGUUCCGUGGCGUACCCCCCGAAUUUUGCAAUCUUCCAAAUGAAACCCUUUCCGGGAUCCAAGAUCAGCCGCGCCGACAUGGAGAGCAUUGCGUCAGCCUACACGACUGGAAUUCAUUGUGUUUUCUGA